Diuraphis noxia (Russian wheat aphid) is the source of this 1200-nucleotide messenger RNA. RefSeq lists its product as uncharacterized. NCBI's taxonomy places the organism in Eukaryota, Metazoa, Arthropoda, Insecta, Hemiptera, Aphididae. The record is from RefSeq and is a predicted model, not a curated record.
AUGAAAUAUCGACCAAUAUCGGACAAACGAUUCGUUGUGGCGAACAAAAUAUAUUCUACACCAGUAUUCAUCACACACGGUCCUGCACUAAUCACUAAGGUGUUAGGUAUGGACUCAUGCCCCACCGACUUAAUCAAACGGUAUAAUAGUUAUUACGCUCGGUGCAACGCCGGAAGCGAUAACCACUGCAAUUUGUCCCACAGUUGUAGACGCUGUAACAAUCAGUCGACGUACGAUGGACGGUCGCGGAGGCCAGGGUUCCAGGUUCAGAACGCCGUGCAAUCCACCCAAUCUGUGCGUUCUGCUUGUCCGUACCGACCCGAACAGCCGAAAAGACUGGACAGAUCGGUGGAUCUGUUGACAAAUUUCAGAUUAGCCGUGUCUAACCGACCAGGAUCAUCACGCAGUCCUCGGAACCGGCGCAGCACUUAUAACGUACAGACGCCAUCAAGCGACGAUCAAAACCCCCAGCAAAUCACUUAUGACGUGGAACCGGAGUCGCAAAACAAUCGAGGUGGCAUUUAUGACGUGUCUCACUCGUACAUCACACAUCAGCAAAACAACCGGAGGGGCAUUUACGGUGUGUCGCAACCGUGCACUGCACUCCAAAGAAAUACUUGUAAUGACGUGCAACCACWUCCAUCACGAGCAUCCAAUUUUAAAGACUCGGAGGCUCUAAAGGCUUUCACGAUGAUCGGCACCUUUCAGCUCCUUGACGGAUUCCAAGGACUGUCACCUGUGCGGCAGCCACCGCGUGGCCGGUCAUCGUCCUACAGUAGGUUGCACGACACUGACGGUGACAUCGACGAUUACCUCGACAACCAUCUGAACUACGACAUGGUGGCGCCAAGGGCUGUGGCCCUGCCCGGUCAGCCGUACGUUCACAUCGACGAGUCGGACGUUAACACGACCCCCGACAUUUGGGGCCUGACAUUGAACAACCACAGCUCAAUUGACUUGCAAGGAUUGGGCAUCCCGAGUCCCGCGACGUACGACGACUACAGCAGUUCACGAGACACGUCGGGACGGCGUCAGUGGUCGUCGUCGGACAACCGCCAAUUAAUGUCGUUUGGCCUCAACGAUUCGUUCGGCAUAAGCCGCCGCCGCAAGUCCUCGCCACCCGAACACCAGUCAAGGACAAGGCCUGCAGCUCCAGAGUGUGACUCAUCGUCCCGUAGCAGAAGUAGAUGUGACACUUGA